Molecule: messenger RNA, 1607 nt
Organism: Gloeophyllum trabeum ATCC 11539
Lineage: Eukaryota; Fungi; Basidiomycota; Agaricomycetes; Gloeophyllales; Gloeophyllaceae
Product: cytochrome P450
Exons: 6
Coding region: 55-1503 (482 amino acids)
Molecular function (GO): iron ion binding; heme binding; monooxygenase activity
Source: RefSeq, a predicted model, not a curated record
CGAACGCCUAUCUUACAGCUUCUACCUCUCAUGAAAGCUGUGGGCUGAAGUAAUAUGUCAGUGGCAUAUUACCUGGGCAUCGUUGCCCUGCUCUGUCUGAUCUACGUUGUUUGUUAUCGUGUAUUCUUAUCGCCUCUGGCCAAGAUCCCCGGGCCAGUCAUCACCCGCUUCACCGGUGGAUGGCUGUUGUACCAAGAACUUACGCGCAGGAGAAGAUUAUAUGUUCAUGAGUUGCACAAGCGAUAUGGACCCGUUGUGCGUAUUGCGCCGGACGAGGUAUCGUUCGCGACAGGCGAAGCUGCCAAGCAGAUCUACUCUGUCGGAGGAAGUGGAUUUGAAAAGACCGAGUUCUACGAUCUGUUCAUGAAUUUUGGUGCAAGGAACAUGUUCUCGACGCUGACGAAGAGUGAGCACAGCGAGCGGAAGCGUAGAAUGGCAGAUCGAUAUGCAAAAAAAUACGUGAUGCAGUCAGGGGUGUUGUCUGGCAUCGAGGAACGCGCCCGGAUGUUCGUGAAGAAAGUACUACAAGAAUGCGCGGCCCAGAAAUGCGUUAACGUCUACGUGCCUCUGCACUGCUAUGCUCUCGACGGCAUAACACACCAUUUAUUCCAUCCGUUUGGAACGCAUGCGGUCGAAGAUGACGAGGAUCUGAAGAUGAUGCAAGAACUGUCCUAUCAUGAUAGUCUCAAAUCUCGGGUUAUCCAGCAUCGCUACCCUCGCUUACACAGUCUACUCUCGAACCUUGCGAAUCCUUUCAGAGCGACCAAGAAGCCUGACAGGGCCUCCGCAUAUGUGCUCGAGAACUGUACUACAGCAAAGGCCGCCGCUGUGGCUGACCAUACGGUUCUUUCCAAGCUACAGGCGAGAAAGGACACCGUCCCGAUCCUCGAGAUGGCAUCGGAGUGUAUGGACCAUCUCGUUGCUGGGAUAGACACGACAGGCGACGGGCUUUGCUUCCUAUUGUGGCAGCUCUCGCGUCCGGAAUCCGGUGCGAUCCAGGAUAAGUUGCGCGCAGAGUUGCUGAGGAACCCCGCAACCCCCGUCGACGAGCUGCCCUACUUGGAAGCGGUUGUAAAGGAGGGACUCAGGUGUUACAGUCCGAUCCCAAUGUCACUGCCGCGGCGCGUGCCGGAUGGAGGGCGCGUGCUUGAAGGAUACUUCCUCCCUGCCUGGACUACAGUAAGCUGUCAGGCGUUCACGCUGCAUCAGCUUGAUACGGAAGUGUUUCCUCGGCCGGGCGAAUUCAUUCCGGAGAGGUGGCUGGAACAGGAUCGCCGGGAGGAGAGGAACAAGCUCUUCUUUGCUUUCGCGUCUGGCGGGCGAGGCUGCAUAGGGAGGAACUUGGCUCUAAUGGAGAUGAAGAUUCUGCUGAAAGAGGUGUAUUGCACUUACAGGACGACACUUUCCCCUGAUAUGACUGCGAGCAUGGAAAUAUCGGACCAAAUCAUAGCUUCACGACCUAAGGAUCAGGUAUGUUUACUCCAGUUCCAAGAAAUCGCUUAGUUCCAGCUAUGCGAUAUAUUACAUCUAUCCUUUGGACAACGAGAACCCUAGUUCACCCCUGAUAGUCACUGUUAACAUAAUUUGCCCUGCUUCAUUCAUACUGC